GCCGUUUCCGGAGUCUGCGCUGCGCCCGGUUCCGCCAUUGCGGCUCUCCUGGCCCCUGGAGCCUCCGCCCCCGACCCGAGCUGUUUCGUCCGCCUGCCAGUUUCCUGCGUCCCCGGAGAGGAUCCUGCCGAGCCCAGCCUUCCCCCUCCCCUUCUCCUCCUCUCCCUUGGAGAGCCCGGGCAGCCACUGCCCCGCAGCCCCAGUGACAGGAGGAGACCAUACCCCCCGACAGCGCCAUGGCCCAGAUUCUGCCAAUUCGUUUUCAGGAGCAUCUCCAGCUCCAGAACCUGGGUAUCAACCCAGCAAACAUUGGCUUCAGUACCCUGACUAUGGAGUCUGACAAAUUCAUCUGCAUUAGAGAAAAAGUAGGAGAGCAGGCCCAGGUGGUAAUCAUUGAUAUGAACGACCCAAGUAAUCCAAUUCGAAGACCAAUUUCAGCAGACAGCGCCAUCAUGAAUCCAGCUAGCAAAGUAAUCGCACUGAAAGCUGGGAAAACUCUUCAGAUUUUUAACAUUGAAAUGAAAAGUAAAAUGAAGGCUCAUACUAUGACUGAUGAUGUCACCUUUUGGAAAUGGAUCUCUUUGAAUACGGUUGCUCUUGUUACGGAUAAUGCAGUUUAUCACUGGAGUAUGGAAGGAGAGUCUCAGCCAGUGAAAAUGUUUGAUCGCCAUUCUAGCCUUGCAGGGUGCCAGAUUAUCAAUUAUCGUACAGAUGCAAAACAAAAGUGGUUACUUCUGACUGGUAUAUCUGCACAGCAAAAUCGUGUGGUGGGAGCUAUGCAGCUAUAUUCUGUAGAUAGGAAAGUAUCUCAGCCCAUUGAAGGACAUGCAGCUAGCUUUGCACAGUUUAAGAUGGAAGGAAAUGCAGAAGAAUCAACGUUAUUUUGUUUUGCAGUACGGGGCCAAGCUGGAGGGAAGUUACAUAUUAUUGAAGUUGGCACACCACCUACGGGGAACCAGCCCUUUCCAAAGAAGGCAGUGGAUGUUUUCUUUCCUCCAGAAGCACAAAAUGAUUUUCCUGUUGCAAUGCAGAUCAGUGAAAAGCAUGAUGUGGUAUUCUUGAUAACUAAAUAUGGUUAUAUCCACCUUUAUGAUCUUGAGACUGGUACCUGCAUCUACAUGAAUAGAAUCAGUGGAGAAACAAUUUUUGUUACUGCACCUCAUGAAGCCACAGCUGGAAUAAUUGGCGUAAACAGAAAGGGACAGGUUUUGUCAGUGUGUGUGGAAGAAGAAAACAUAAUUCCUUACAUCACCAAUGUUCUACAAAAUCCUGAUUUGGCUCUGAGAAUGGCUGUACGUAACAACUUAGCCGGUGCUGAAGAACUUUUUGCCCGGAAAUUUAAUGCUCUUUUUGCCCAGGGAAAUUACUCAGAGGCAGCAAAGGUGGCUGCUAAUGCACCAAAGGGAAUUCUUCGUACUCCAGACACUAUCCGUCGGUUCCAGAGUGUUCCAGCCCAGCCAGGUCAAACUUCUCCUCUACUUCAGUACUUUGGUAUCCUUUUGGACCAGGGACAGCUCAACAAAUACGAAUCCUUAGAGCUUUGUAGGCCUGUACUUCAGCAAGGGCGAAAACAGCUUUUGGAGAAAUGGUUAAAAGAAGAUAAGCUGGAAUGUUCUGAAGAACUGGGUGAUCUUGUGAAAUCUGUGGACCCUACAUUGGCACUUAGUGUAUAUCUAAGGGCUAAUGUCCCAAAUAAAGUCAUUCAGUGCUUUGCCGAAACAGGUCAAGUCCAGAAGAUUGUUUUAUAUGCUAAAAAGGUUGGAUACACUCCAGAUUGGAUAUUUCUGCUGAGAAAUGUAAUGCGAAUCAGUCCAGAUCAGGGACAACAGUUUGCUCAAAUGUUAGUUCAAGAUGAAGAACCUCUUGCUGACAUCACACAGAUUGUAGAUGUCUUUAUGGAAUACAAUCUAAUUCAGCAAUGUACCGCAUUUUUGCUUGAUGCACUGAAGAAUAAUCGCCCAUCUGAAGGUCCUUUACAGACGCGGUUACUUGAGAUGAACCUUAUGCAUGCGCCUCAAGUUGCAGAUGCUAUUCUAGGCAAUCAGAUGUUCACGCAUUAUGACCGGGCUCAUAUUGCUCAGCUGUGUGAAAAGGCUGGCUUACUGCAGCGUGCUUUAGAACACUUCACUGAUUUAUAUGAUAUAAAACGUGCAGUGGUUCACACCCAUCUUCUUAACCCUGAGUGGUUAGUGAAUUACUUUGGGUCCUUAUCAGUAGAAGACUCCCUAGAAUGUCUCAGAGCCAUGCUGUCUGCCAAUAUUCGUCAGAAUCUGCAGAUCUGUGUUCAGGUGGCUUCUAAAUAUCAUGAACAACUGUCAACUCAGUCUCUGAUUGAACUUUUUGAAUCUUUCAAGAGUUUUGAAGGUCUCUUUUAUUUUCUGGGAUCCAUUGUUAACUUUAGUCAGGACCCAGAUGUGCACUUUAAAUAUAUUCAGGCAGCUUGCAAGACUGGGCAAAUCAAAGAAGUAGAAAGAAUCUGUAGAGAAAGCAACUGCUAUGAUCCCGAGCGAGUCAAGAAUUUUCUUAAGGAAGCAAAACUAACAGAUCAGCUACCACUUAUCAUUGUGUGUGAUCGAUUUGACUUUGUCCAUGAUUUGGUGCUCUAUUUAUAUAGAAAUAAUCUUCAAAAGUAUAUAGAGAUAUAUGUACAGAAGGUGAAUCCAAGUAGACUUCCUGUGGUUAUCGGAGGAUUACUUGAUGUUGACUGUUCUGAAGAUGUCAUAAAAAACUUGAUUCUGGUUGUAAGAGGUCAAUUCUCCACUGAUGAACUUGUUGCUGAGGUUGAAAAAAGAAACAGAUUGAAACUACUUCUGCCUUGGCUAGAGGCCAGGAUUCAUGAGGGCUGUGAAGAGCCUGCUACUCACAAUGCCUUAGCCAAAAUCUACAUAGACAGUAAUAACAACCCGGAGAGAUUUCUUCGUGAAAAUCCCUACUAUGACAGUCGCGUUGUUGGAAAGUAUUGUGAGAAGAGAGAUCCACAUCUGGCCUGCGUUGCUUAUGAACGUGGUCAGUGUGAUCUGGAACUUAUUAAUGUUUGCAAUGAGAAUUCCCUCUUCAAAAGUCUGUCUCGCUACCUGGUACGUCGAAAGGAUCCAGAAUUGUGGGGCAGUGUGCUGCUGGAAAGCAAUCCUUACAGGAGACCCCUAAUUGACCAGGUUGUACAAACAGCUUUGUCUGAGACUCAGGACCCUGAAGAAGUGUCAGUAACUGUUAAGGCUUUCAUGACUGCAGACCUUCCUAAUGAACUCAUUGAACUGCUGGAGAAAAUUGUCCUUGAUAACUCUGUAUUCAGUGAACACAGGAAUCUGCAAAACCUCCUUAUCCUCACUGCAAUUAAAGCUGACCGUACACGUGUUAUGGAGUAUAUUAAUCGCUUGGAUAAUUAUGAUGCCCCAGAUAUUGCCAAUAUCGCCAUCAGCAAUGAGCUGUUUGAAGAAGCAUUUGCCAUUUUCCGGAAAUUUGAUGUCAAUACUUCAGCAGUUCAGGUCUUAAUUGAACAUAUUGGAAACUUGGAUCGGGCAUAUGAGUUUGCUGAACGUUGCAACGAACCUGCAGUCUGGAGUCAACUUGCAAAAGCCCAGUUGCAGAAAGGAAUGGUGAAAGAAGCCAUUGAUUCUUAUAUCAAAGCAGAUGAUCCUUCCUCCUACAUGGAAGUUGUUCAGGCUGCUAAUACUAGUGGAAACUGGGAAGAACUGGUGAAGUACCUGCAGAUGGCCCGUAAGAAGGCUCGAGAGUCCUACGUGGAGACAGAAUUGAUAUUUGCGCUGGCUAAAACAAACCGCCUUGCAGAGUUAGAAGAAUUUAUCAAUGGACCAAAUAAUGCUCAUAUCCAACAAGUUGGUGACCGUUGUUACGAUGAAAAAAUGUAUGAUGCUGCUAAGCUGUUGUACAAUAAUGUUUCCAAUUUUGGACGUUUGGCAUCUACCCUGGUUCACCUGGGUGAAUAUCAGGCAGCUGUUGAUGGAGCUAGGAAAGCUAACAGUACUCGAACAUGGAAAGAGGUCUGCUUCGCCUGUGUAGAUGGGAAAGAAUUCCGUCUUGCUCAGAUGUGUGGACUUCAUAUUGUUGUACACGCAGAUGAAUUAGAAGAACUUAUCAACUACUAUCAGGAUCGUGGAUAUUUCGAAGAGCUGAUUACCAUGUUGGAAGCAGCACUGGGACUUGAGCGAGCUCACAUGGGAAUGUUUACCGAAUUAGCCAUUCUGUACUCUAAAUUCAAGCCUCAGAAAAUGAGGGAGCACCUGGAACUGUUCUGGUCUAGAGUGAAUAUUCCCAAGGUGCUAAGAGCUGCAGAACAAGCUCAUCUUUGGGCAGAACUGGUGUUUUUGUAUGACAAGUAUGAAGAAUAUGAUAAUGCCAUAAUUACCAUGAUGAAUCAUCCAACUGAUGCCUGGAAAGAAGGGCAAUUCAAAGAUAUCAUUACCAAGGUUGCCAAUGUGGAACUAUACUACAGAGCAAUACAGUUCUACUUAGAAUUCAAGCCUCUGUUGUUAAAUGAUUUGCUGAUGGUGCUGUCUCCACGGUUGGAUCACACUCGUGCAGUCAAUUAUUUCAGCAAGGUUAAACAGCUACCACUGGUGAAACCAUAUUUGCGUUCAGUUCAGAACCAUAACAACAAAUCUGUGAAUGAAUCACUCAACAACCUUUUUAUUACAGAAGAAGAUUAUCAGGCUCUGCGAACAUCAAUAGAUGCUUAUGACAACUUUGACAAUAUCUCGCUUGCUCAGCGUUUGGAAAAACAUGAACUCAUUGAGUUCAGGAGAAUUGCUGCUUACCUCUUCAAAGGCAACAAUCGCUGGAAACAGAGUGUAGAACUGUGCAAGAAAGACAGCCUUUACAAGGAUGCAAUGCAGUAUGCUUCUGAAUCUAAAGAUACUGAGUUGGCUGAAGAACUCCUGCAGUGGUUUUUGCAGGAAGAAAAAAGAGAAUGCUUUGGAGCUUGCCUGUUUACCUGUUACGAUCUUUUAAGGCCAGAUGUCGUCCUAGAAACUGCAUGGAGGCACAAUAUCAUGGAUUUUGCCAUGCCCUAUUUUAUCCAGGUCAUGAAGGAAUACUUGACAAAGGUUGAUGCAAUAAAGGAAAAGGUGGAUAAAUUAGAUGCUUCAGAAUCACUGAGAAAAGAAGAAGAACAAGCUACAGAGACACAACCCAUUGUUUAUGGUCAGCCCCAGUUGAUGCUGACAGCAGGACCCAGUGUUGCCGUCCCUCCCCAGGCACCUUUUGGUUAUGGUUAUACUGCACCACCCUAUGGACAGCCACAGCCUGGCUUUGGGUACAGCAUGUAAGAGGAAAAGCUGAUCCUGUAGUCACCUAUUUUCGUACUGAAACAUCGUCUCUACCCACUUCUGUUUAUAAUGGAAACAGGCAACGUGUUCUUGUAACCUUUAUUUCAUGAAGGACUCCUUUUUGUUUCUAACUAUAAACUUGGAUCACCUAUGUUAAAACCUUAUUUCACAUUCCACAUCAUUUUAGAAUUUAUUUUCGAAUGGGAAUAGUUUCAAUGUUGGGCUUUUUUUCUUCCCCAUCAUUCUUUAAAGAACUGCUUAAUAUUCAAUCUGUUGUGAAGAACCCGAUUUGCACUCUGUAGUGUUUAAAGAAAGAAACUCUAAUAUUGAAUCUCUUAAAUGUAUGUAAACAGCUUACAAAUAUGUAUUGUCUAAAUGCAUUUAAAUCUGUUUUAUUCAGAGAAAAGCUAAAACAAAAAUACUGGCAUAUGACCAUGCAAGACUGUCAGUGCCAACAAAGACAACACUAAUCAGCAUAUCCUACAUUGGAUUGCAGUGCUCUCCAGAUAAUCUGAAAAAUGUUACAGACAACUUGCCUGAUUUUUAAAUGAGCAUAAAAGGUCCUCUAAAAAGGCCCUCUAACCUAUGCAGGUUUCCCCAUUACGCAUAUAGAAAAUGCUAGUAUGUUUUGCUCACUUCAUAUGUAACAGGUGCCCUUAUGUUGUGCUGUAUCCUGUGCUUUUUCUGUGGGACCAUUCCAUUCAGGAGCAAAGAGCACCAUGAUUCCAAUCUUGUGUGUGUUUACUAACCCUUCCCUGAGGUUUGUGUAUGUUUGGAUAUUGUGGUGUUUUAGAUCACUGAGUGUACAGAAGAGAGAAAUUCAAACAAAAUAUUGCUGUUCUUCAGUUUUGUUUGUGGAAUUUGAAAUUACUCAAAUUUAAAAUAAAUUACUGGACUGUGGAAAUAACAUAGAAUUGAAGUUUUAAUUAAAUACCACUCAAAGCAUAAUAAUAGUAGUUUUUGUAGUUUUAUAUUGGAUACCAAGGCAUUACAGGGAGGUAUGAAAGGAAGAGGAAUGAGAAGACACGUGAAGACAUUGUGAAUUCUGUCAAUGUGCAUUCCUGUAGUUCAUUAAUAAGGUACAUGCAAUAGUCUAAAGAACCAAGUCACUACUUUAGUGGGUUACAUUUAGUCUAUCCUCCAGUAUUUUAACCAAGCGACACUUGAGGUUUUUAUCUAAGCAUUUCACUUAAAUGAACAAACCAUGGCUGUUAUAUUAACUUGAAAUAAAAUAUAUUUAAACAUGUAA
Molecule: messenger RNA, 6534 nt
Organism: Saimiri boliviensis boliviensis (Bolivian squirrel monkey)
Lineage: Eukaryota; Metazoa; Chordata; Mammalia; Primates; Cebidae
Gene: CLTC
Product: clathrin heavy chain
Biological process (GO): intracellular protein transport; clathrin coat assembly; receptor-mediated endocytosis
Cellular component (GO): clathrin coat of coated pit; clathrin coat of trans-Golgi network vesicle; clathrin-coated endocytic vesicle
Molecular function (GO): structural molecule activity; clathrin light chain binding
Source: RefSeq, a predicted model, not a curated record